Molecule: messenger RNA, 2465 nt
Organism: Gadus chalcogrammus (walleye pollock)
Lineage: Eukaryota; Metazoa; Chordata; Actinopteri; Gadiformes; Gadidae
Product: zinc finger BED domain-containing protein 4-like
Exons: 5
Coding region: 597-2288 (563 amino acids)
Molecular function (GO): protein dimerization activity
Source: RefSeq, a predicted model, not a curated record
GAACGCAGCAUGGCGCCUCCGAGGAAGAAGCGCUCUAAAGUAUGGCUAUAUUUCACGCGUAUAAACGACAAAAUUGCGACUUGCAACAAUUGCAAAAUGUCAAUUUCAGCAAAGGGGGGAACUACCUCCAAUAUGCGUAAACAUUUGGCUACACAGCAUGCAAUUCACAUCCAGGAAUGUCGCGUGUUUGACACACUCCGAGUCCUAACAAGCGACGCAAGUGAAUCAAUCAGCAGCGGAGCUAUCGGGACGCGAUCUAAGGCCGAAGGUAACUUUAAACUCCUACUCCUAAUUAAUUAAUGUGAGUGCCAUUCCUUUGUGUAAACGUAUACUGUACGAAUAAUCUCCAUUAUCCAUCAAAUUUAGACGAGUAUGAUGGCCAGAGUCUGGCUGGCUCAGAGGCUGGCUCUUACACCGGCUCAGAGUCUACAGCAAGUAGCACACGUGCACCUCUAGCUACUCUGUUCACAGAGGCAGGGAGAAAUAGAAUGACUGAGGCGAGGAUAAACGAAUGUCACCGAGCAGUGACUAAGUUUGUGGUAAAGGGUUUGCACCCAUUUGCCACAGUAGAGUCCUUGGAAUUUCGGUAGGUUAAUAUGGUGUAUAUUUUCCAGAUUUUCUUUUCUAAUGAAAAUAACAAAUUUCAAAGUUUUUAUGUCAGUAUAGUUCUGUUUUAUUCAUUCCUAGUCCUACCUUAUAUUUUCUGUAGGGAGAUGAUAAAGACUCUCAACUCUAAAUACAAACCCCCAAACAGAGACGGUUUAACUAAUCAUCUGAUUCCUGCUUGGUAUGGGGUUGAAAAGAGCAAUCUGAUCACAGACCUGAAACAUGUCACAAAUGCAGCAAUCACAGCAGAUGGUUGGACGAGUUUCAGUCAAGACCACUACCUUACUGUCACAUUGCACUACGUCAGGGAAGGUCAGAGUCAAGAAAAAGUCCUUCGAACCAAAGCAGUGUACCAAGCUCAAACAGGGAUAGCUGUUGCGGAGGAGAUUGAGGGGAUCCUGGAGGAAUUUGGAGUGAAAGAGAAGGUGGUGGCAGCAACUGUGGAUAACGCAGCGAACAUGGAUGUAGCUGUCAAAAAGCUAAACAUCAUUAAGUUUCCAUGUUUUGCGCACACACUUAACCUUGGUGCUCAGAAGCUGUACAACUGCAAUACAGUUUCCAACUGGGCAGCAAGGAUUCGUUCUGUUAUCGUAUGGAUGAGGAGAUCCCACAUGGCUAAAGUCGUCCUAAAGGAAAAGCAGCAACUUCUCAAGCUGCCCCAGCACAUGCUCCUUCUAGAUGUGAGGACAAGAUGGAACUCCCUCUAUUUGAUGAUGGAGAGAUUUUGUGAACAGUUCCCUGCCAUCCAAGCUGCAGCCAUAGACCAACGGCUUAGAAAGCCCAUGGAGAAGGAGAAACUGGCCAGAAUGGGCAAUGAGGACCUGAGGAAAGCAGAGGAAUUUGUGAAGCUGAUGAGGAUGCCUUACACAUCCACACUCGCUGACACCAGCGAAAAAGUUCCAACCUGUGGCCAGAUAUUGCCCAUUCUUCAGAAACUGCGAGAACAUUACACUGUGCAGACAGAUGACUCAGCAUUUGUCAGGAGCGUCAAAGAGAACAUCUGGAAUGAUCUUUCCAAACGUUACCAGGAUGGUGAUAUCCAGGCAUUCCUGGAGGAAGCCACUGUGUUGGAUCCCAGAUUUAAAUCUAAAAUGGACAUGGAUGACAUCUGGGACAGGGUCAGGGCAUCAGCAGUGGAGAAGGUACUGUAUUUGAAUUUGACAAUGCUUUUAGCACAUUUCUGUUGUGAGACCUUUUCUUCUUGCUCUGUGGUUCUUACUGUACAUUUUUUUCUCAAGCUGUCAGAGCCAAGAGAGACACAGGGGCAGGCAGAAGAAGAGGAUGAAGGAGAAGAAGAAGAAGAAGAGGAGGACUACACGCCACCUGUAAAGCAGAAAAAGAUGACGGCCCUAGAGGAACUUUUUGAAGAAGAGGACGGCAAGCUGCUUUCUACACAGCAGCUGCCCCCUGUUUCCACAGCCCAGAGAGUGGAUCAAGAAAUCCAGCUUUAUAGAAGCCUUCCUCCCAUUCUAACCAAAGACAGUGCCAGUCUCUGGUGGUGGAAAAAGAGUGACACAUUGCCAGUGUUGUCAGCUCUUGCUGAAAAGUAUCUCUGUGUCCAAGCGUCCUCCACCCCUUCUGAAAGGGUGUUCUCCACUGCUGGAGACACCCUAAGUCCAGAAAGAUCUCGUAUCCUUCCUGAGAGGGCAAACAUGAUCAUUUUUCUGCACAAAAAUUGUUAAUUUGCCAAAUUGGUUAGUUGUGUUCUUAUCUUUACAGAAAACUUAUUUGUUUUGUUUAUAUCAGUUGAAUUUUGUUGGAGUGCUGGAGACACCCUAAGUCCAGAAAGAUCUUCUUUCCUUCCUGAGAGGGCAAACAUGAUAAUUUUUCUGCACAAAAUUGUUAAUUUGCCAUAUUUG